AUGAUCGCUAGGCUACAUGCCAUGUAUCAGCGAUCCAAAAAGGUGUUUAUAUUUCUCGUUGUCAUCUUCCUGGCUGCCAACAUCGCCAACGGAGUGAUCACUGUAAUAAUAAUGAGGUAUAUUUCAGCGGAGGUGCUAAUUCUUUGGGGCACCUAUCACUGCAAUAUCAACAUUGAGGGAGAUGCCCACUGGCUUCUGACUUCGAUAAUUUGGAUUAUCGCCACUGUAUGGGAGAUCCUCGCACUGUGUCUCGCAGUCUGGAUUGCCGUAAAACACUUCCGUGAACUGCGACGACAAUCGACAGGAGGGAUUCUCGCAGACUGUUUCACGGUGUUGAUGAAAACCCACGUGGUUUACUUUGCGAGCGUUGUUAUUGUUUCUUGUUUCCAGUUCUGUUGUAUGUUUUCACCGAUCUUAGCGGACUAUUCCACGAGCGGUCAGAUUUAUAUUGGUGUUAUUGAAAUUUUGAAGCCCGUGCCGAUGUUUGUGCUGGGACCACGCCUCAUCCUUGGCAUUCGAGAGUAUCACGCUAAGCUGGUGGCUGACUCCGAUGCAGCAACCGCGAUGACUUCGAUUGCUUUCCAGGAGCGCGUGACAAUUACAACUAGCAGCGGUAUGUAG
Messenger RNA from Suillus paluster, 621 nucleotides. RefSeq lists its product as uncharacterized. The coding region runs from base 1 to 621 and encodes 206 amino acids. Lineage: Eukaryota; Fungi; Basidiomycota; Agaricomycetes; Boletales; Suillaceae. The record is from RefSeq and is a predicted model, not a curated record. The transcript is spliced from 4 exons.